Dunckerocampus dactyliophorus (ringed pipefish) is the source of this 16356-nucleotide messenger RNA. It is a transcript of the gene cdh19, whose product is annotated as cadherin 19, type 2. Gene Ontology annotation, molecular function: cadherin binding; calcium ion binding. Bases 1527 to 3914 code for a protein of 795 amino acids. The transcript has 15 exons. Lineage: Eukaryota; Metazoa; Chordata; Actinopteri; Syngnathiformes; Syngnathidae. Gene Ontology annotation, cellular component: catenin complex; adherens junction; plasma membrane. The record is from RefSeq and is a predicted model, not a curated record. Gene Ontology annotation, biological process: calcium-dependent cell-cell adhesion; multicellular organism development; adherens junction organization.
GAGACAUAGAAAGUUAUGUGUUUCUCCGGGGCUGUCACAAAUAGACCUAUAUUUUUCCCCAUUCUUCUUUAACCUUAUCGUUGUCCCCAAAUCUGAUGCUGUGUGUUAAUGUAUAAAGUCACCUCAACCACACGUCAGACAACGAUGUCAUCGUCUUCUCUCUGGAAAACAAAUUCCAAACUCGUACCUGCGGUGAGUCUGUAUUCAUUUUGUGCUUUUAAGUUGGUGUUGUUGGAAGCUACUCUUCUAUGACCCUCUUUUAAGACCAACUGCUGUUUUUACGGACCCCCACAGCAAAAGUCCGAGUGAAAAAUCUAGUGAUGUGUCGGUCGCGAACGAAUCGGCUCUCAGAGCCGGCUCGCGUGGUUGGGAGCCAUUUGGGAGCCGGUUAGUUUUUUUUCCUCGUCUUUUUUUCUCUUAAAAGGCGAAUCUCAUUGGUCAAGAUGUGUGGCGGCGUCUUACGUCCACACUAAGACAACAAAAAAAAUUGAGGAGCCACUUGGGAGCUGAGCCAAAAGAACCGGUUCUCUAAGAAAGAGCUAAAAUUUCCAUCAUUAAAAGGAUCCACUACUGUAUAUCAGGGGCCCCCACUUUCAGAAAACAGCAAUGAUUUAAAAAAAAAGACUAUAUUUGUAAGUAACUACAUGGUAUUUUAUGUUUGUUUGGGUUUUCUUGGUAAUAAGGGUGAUUAUUAAAAAAAAAAAAGUAUUUUACAUUUAUUUUACUGUUGGGCUUUUUUGUAAAGUCGUUGCAAAAUCUCGUGAGUCGUGAGUUGCAUUUUUUUGGGCUCUAUUUUCUCCCAUUAUGUCUAGGGUAAUACGAUUGUAAAGGUGAGUAUGGGGUGUUAUUUCAUGUUUAGAGGGCUCUGAUAAUGUUAAAAAACCUAUUUAGAAGGUUGUAAAUAGGUUUUCUGUGCUCUAACUACAAAAAUAUUCAAUUUAUAAAUAAGGAAUCCUACUUCACUUAUGUUAUUAACAAGCGGCCUCUCUUCACAAUGUGGUGGGUUGUCUGUUGGGCUUGUUUUCAGAGAGCUGGUCGCUUGUUUGCACUUGUUUUCUUGUUUCCAGAUGAGCUGCAAGCAUGACUCAUGAGGGAAAUCAGUCAAGAAAAGCUUCAUCGUCCUUCUCCCACCUCUUCAUGGACGCGUGGAAGAACAGGCUGAACAACAAUGGACGAAGCAAGUGCAGAUAUUGAGAGACAGACUGACGCCCACCUUGAGUUCUGAUCUUUGCAGUGAUCAUUUCACUGACGACUGCUUCGAAGGAACACCUUUACAGGAAGUGUUUGGCUUGAAGCGGGGGGACGUGCAUGAGACAUCCAUACCGACAGCGCUGUGGAGUUGAACUCCCUCCAGAGGAGCUUCCACGCUCGGAUGUGUUAGCGUCAUCCAGCCCAGGCUGGGACCGGGAAGCAGCACGGAAGAAUAUAUUUGGCUGUCAGAGACGUGCAUAUUCAUCCAAGCCACAUCGCAGCGUGAUGGGGUGUGUUGGGAGUUGUGCAUGAGGAACUGAACAUUUAAGCCAAACAUGGGAGCUGCAGACGACACGCGAGGAUGGAGUGUUUUGGCCGCGAUGAUGCUGCUUGCAGUGCUGAGCCAUACGAACAGUGCCAAAGACCUGGAAGCCCCUCAGCUGGCCCCGGGGUCCACGCACCAGCAUCAUCGCCUGAAGAGAGGCUGGAUCUGGAAACAGUUGUUUGUCCCGGAGGAAGACCCCACUCCUCGUGUUAUCGGCCAGCUCAAGUCCGACUACGACCGCGGGGAGUCCGCCAUCCAGUACAUCCUGUCAGGCGAGGGCGCGGGGGAUGCGUUCGAGAUCGAUGAGUACUCUGGCGAGAUCCGCACGCUGAAGAAGUUGGAUCGCGAGGAAAAGGCCUUCUAUGUCCUCCAGGCGCAGGCCAUCAACAGGCGCUCCAAAGAACCCGAGGAGCCCCAAUCGGAGUUCAUCAUCAAGGUGCAGGACAUCAACGACAAUGCCCCCCAGUUUCAGAACGAGCCAUAUGUGUCCAGCAUCCCAGAGAUGUGUCCCACUGGCACCACGGUGGUCCAGGUAAGCGCCACGGACGCUGAUGACCCCAUGUUUGGCAACAACGCCAAGCUCAUCUACUCCAUCCUGCAGGGAGAGCCCUACUUCUCUGUGGAGCCAAAGACAGGGAUUAUCAUGACCUCCUGGCCCAACAUGGACCGCGAGGCCAAGGAGCAGUACCUGGUGGUGGUGCAGGUGAAGGACAUGCUGGGCCUUAGCGGCGGCUUCUCGUCGUCCACCACUGUCACGGUCAGCCUGAGCGACGUCAACGACAACGGGCCCAUGUUCCAGCACCAUUUAUACACCUUUGCCAUUCCCGAAGAUGCUGUAGUGGGCACCACAGUGGGCAGGGUGAUGGCAGAGGAUGCUGACAUCGGUGCCAACGCCAGGAUGAACUACAGCCUGGAGGAUGACCUGGAGGAGAGCGCCACAUUCACCAUCCAAACAGACCCGGCCACCCAGGAGGGAGUGGUCCUGCUGGCCAAGCCGUUGGACUAUGAGUCAAAGCGACGCUACGUGAUGGCCGCAGAGGCCGUCAACGAGCAGGUGGACACCACCUUCCUGCCCUUGGACGAGUUCACGGACAGGACCACGGUGAAGAUCGUGGUGGACGACGUCAACGAACCGCCCGUCUUCCUCUCGCCGUUCUACGUGUGGAAGGUGGCCGAGAAUGCCGCCGUGGGGAGCACCGUGGGUGUCGUCAGCGCCCGGGACACCGACACCGCCAACGAUCCCAUCAGGUAUUCCAUAGACAAAAGCAGCGACACCAUAAAGACUUUCAGAAUCGACCCUCUCAAUGGAACGCUCACCAUCACCAAGGCUUUGGACCGCGAGAUGGCCACCUGGCACAAUCUGACUGUCAUCGCCAAGGAAGCUACGCACAAUCGUUUGUCCUCUUCAGUGGCGGCGUCAAUCAAGGUGCUGGACGUCAACGACAACGCGCCCCAGCUGGCCGGCCACUACCAACCGUAUAUCUGUGAGGGGACGCAGGCAGGGGAGCUCAUCCAGCUGCUCAGCGCUGUGGACCCAGACGAGCCUUCCGAGGGUCACCACUUCUACUUCUCCAUGGUUCCAGACAUACACAUCAAUCCUAACUUUACCAUACGUGAUAACCAAGACAACACGGCCGGCAUCGUGGCACGCAGGAGCACGUUCACCCGCAAGGACCGCAGCCGUUAUUUCCUUCCCGUGGUGGUGUCGGAUGGCGGAUCGCCUGCGCUCUCCAGCACCGCCACGCUCACCAUCAGCGUGUGCAGCUGCCAGCCUGGCGGGCACUGCCCCUCCGGGGGGGUGGAGGCCCUCGCCCUGUCUAUGGGGGUCAGCCUGCAGACGUUUGUGGGGCUUCUGGUGUGCUUGGUCUUGAUCACAGCCCUGUCACUCCUGAUGCUGCUGCUGAGACGACACAGGCGCAAACAGAAGGCCGGCCACAAGGACGCGAGCAAGCUAGACCUGCCCGACACAGUGUCCCAGAAGGUGCUCUACUACGGGGAAGCCAGGGAACAUGUCCCCGUCUCGGGCCGUCCAUUCCAGCAGCGCGCCGCCGCCGCCGUCCCACUGCGCCCCCACCAUAAAAGGAGGGACAGGAAGCUGGCCAUGGAGGAGGUGCGGGCCAGCAUCCGGAUGUCCCUCAGGGAGUCUCACCUCAUCGGGCCCGAAGACGAGGUCUUCAGGCAGUUCAUCCUGGACCGCCUGGAGGAAGCAGAUGAGGAUCCCUGUGCACCCCCCUUUGACUGCCUGAGGACUUAUCUGUAUGAGGGCUCGGGGUCUUCUGCUGGCUCCCUCAGCUCCCUGGAGUCUUGGACCCAGGAGGAGCCUGCCUCUGGUCCUAGAACUCACUGGGCCAGACUGUCCCCCUGGUAUGGUGGAGAGGAGGAGGACACUGUCUUCUGAUGUCUUUAAAAAAAAAAAUCCCUUGUUACCAUGGAAACUGGAGCUCAAGGUAGGAAAACCAAAGUGGACACCGAUACAACCUUUGACUCCGGCUACCUCAUGCAUUCAACGCCAGUAGGAUUCUUGCAUUCUAGCAUAAAUAGCAUCUGCUGAAAGACAAACAACAGUCUGUGUCAACUGAAAUGAUAUAUUUUUUGUCCCAUUGCACCUGCAGUACCUAUAAAACGCCUCUCGGAGACAGUAUCGCUCUCCUUUACGUGUUCGUCGACCAUCUUCAAAGGGUGAGUAGUAGUUUUACUUUAUUUUAGGUUUAUUAUACAGUGGAUUGUUAACUUUAUAGAGGUUUAAAGAUAUGGUGGCCAGAUCAACAGAUUAAAAAUGAACAGUUAGGGGCUAUCAUGUGACGUCCUGAAACUGCACAUGUUGGGUUUUUGUACGAAAUGUAUGCUUGAAUACGUUGGAUAUUAUCAUUCUUCCUGUGUUAGACCUCCAUACAGUGCUACUGACCUGUAAAUUGUCAUUAUUUGAUGCAAUUCAGGUGUGAAUGAUCAUAACAAUCCAUAGGAGAAUGUGUUUUUGUAAAAUAAAGAUGGUAUUUCCAGAGGAGCCUAUUAUAAAUAUGAGGCAGCAUUGGGUGCUGACAUCCAAUCAGCAUCACAAUUUGCCAGAGCAAAAGUUCCUCAUUUAAAAUGCAUAAUGCUAGCAGCGUGGGUGUCAGCUGGCGGGGGUAAUUGCGCGGUGAUGACGCCCCGCCCUCUUCUCCUGCGCUAAUUGAGCUGAAGGUCAAACGUGAUCUGGUACUCGCUGGAGAAACAAGUGCAGAGGUUGAGUGAAAGGCUGCAGGUGAAGCGCCAACAAAAGAUCUUUGUGCACUAAGUGCUCCACUCGGUGGGAAUGCCUAUUUUUUCCCCCCCGGUGCAGCCUUUUUGACUGCAGUGAAGCCUCCAAACGGCCUUUAAAGACACACACCUGAAGAGCACCUUUCAAGGCAGCCAGCAUCCAACUCGAAAGCAAUUAUUGAUUUGCUCAGCUUCUCGUCUUUCUUUCACUUCUUUCAAACUCCUGUUGUCAUUUCAUGAUUUUAGUGAAUAUCACAGCUAAUUUCACCUCACAGGCCUUUUCUUUGUGAAAUUACAUCCAUGACAGCACUAAUGGUUCGCUUUUAGGUGGCUGAAAAGCUGCCUUACAGGAGCAGCGGGUCGCUGCCACAUCAUUCAUUUCCAGUUAUGAAAAACAGACACAUGCAGUCCAUGAAUGUACAGUAUAUUACCACCAAAAUAAGUUAUUAAGGACUGAAGACGUUUCAGUGUCGGCCUGAGUGGGAGUGCAUGGUGGGCUUCUAUCACGUAUUGAUCCUUUCACUUCUACCACGAAGCCACAGUCACAUGACCAGAGGCAGGACGCCUGCAUAUCACAAGGAUCAAUGUUAAAGCGCUAGUCCUAGUUUACAGUACUUCAUACUAAUGACGUCCAUGGAGACAUACUGGAAUUUUUAUUACCGCCACAAAGGAGAGCAUGGGUUAGAGCAGGGGUGUUCAAACUUUUUCCAGCGAGGGCCACAUAGUGAAACAUGAAAGGAUGCAAGGGCCACUUUCAUAUUUUGUAAACCAACACAUGCAGUUAUGCAUAAUAACUACUUAUUCAUAUAUAGAUGAAAAAGCAGAAUAUCAGUAUGAACUUCAGACUUUGGUUUUUUACCCUCAUUUUCGAACUCUUUUAAGUAAUCUUCAUACAUUUUCAUUUCAUAAUAUUAUGAUUUUAACUUUUAACUUUUCCCCCAACCAAAUUUUCCAAAAAUUACAACUUUAUUUUGUUUUACUCGUUAUCACAACAGUAUUUUUUCUUUAAUAUUUCAACUAUGAUACUAAAAUUGUUAUUUUUACUCAUAGUAUCUCGUAAAAUUCUGACUUUCUCGUUAGAUGACAGUUUUUUUUUAAUUUUCAUAACAUGACAGGGUUUAAAAUUUUUUUUUUUUUUUACAUUUUUCCAAUUAUUUCAACUUUCUUCUUGUAAAUUUUCCUCUCUUCAUUAUGACUUUAUCCCCCAAAAUUUGGACUUUAUUCUUGUACCAUUCUAACUUUUUCCACAACCUAAUUUUCCAAAAAUUACAGCUGUAGUCGUUGCUUUGUCUGUCGUAAUAUUGCAGAGUAAAAAAAUUACAUUAUGCUACUAAAAUGACAUUUUUCCUCAAAAUAUUACAUUGUUCUCGUAAAAUGUACUUUUUCUUGUUUUUCUCUUCAUAUUUUACUUAAUCUCGUAAAAUUACAGCUCUUAUUUUCCCAUUUCUGCUGUUCUUUUUUUCAACUUUGUUCUUGACAUAACUUUUUCCCGUGACAUAACUUUUUCCGCAACCUAAUCUUCCCAAAAUAACAACUUUAUUUGUUGUUUUGUUUGUCUCAUAAUGUCGCGACUCUAAAAAAAAAUAUUACUAAAAUGAUGUUAUUUUUCCUAACAUAAUAUACAUACAACAACAUAAUAUUACAACAUUAUUCUCAUAAACCCCGUGAUCCCAGUGAGGAUCAGGGGCAUACAAUGGAUGGACGGAUAUUCUUGUAAAAUUAUAACUUUUUUUCUGUUAAUGUUUUUACUUUAUUCUUGUAAAAUGACUGCUUUUUUUUUUUUUUUUACAUCGUUUGCAGAUUUUUUUAUUUUAUUUUUUAUAGUUUUCUUGUUAAUUAUAUUUUUAGAAUGUGCAGUGGGCCAAAACUCCCCCCCCCAAAAAACAGCCGCGGGCUACAAAUAGCCCCAGGGACGCAGUUUGGACACCACUGGGUUGGGCUCCUAUCAAGGCAGCAAUAGUAGCAUUUUUUCCUGUUUGUUUUCUGUGUUCCUCAGAGCAAUGAGUCUUUGUCGCUCACUCUUUGUUGUGUGCGCCAUCCUUCAAAAACCCGACAACUUCCUCCUGCUGCGACAGGCGCAGCACCGCCAAAAUGAGAAAUGACUUGCACAGUUUAGCCCCUCUUCAUUUUCUCUCGCCUUAUUACCAGCACACACACACACACACACACACACACACACACACACACACACAUACUUUCACAGAUGAUUAGUGAAGUCUUGUUACUCCAAUCUCCAGAACAGAAAAAGUUCUUUUUCCUUCUGUCCAUGUCCACCUUGGGUGACAUCCGGUAGACGUAGUCGACUUUGACACAGUAGAGAGCGAUGGCCGCCGCGCGCGCCGCUAAUUAGCUGUCAUUCAUAAUUGAUUCAAGUCGGAAUGGGAAUAAUAAAUGGAAAUUGAAUUUUAUUGGUGGGGUCUUGUCAAAUACACUUAGAUGGAGAGCAGAGAGCCGAUGUAAACAUGCAAGAUAACUUCAUUAAAUCAAGUUUAGUUCAUCAGGAAAAAAGGCCGAGAGACAGAUUGUUUAUUUUUUCUGCUUAAGUACUUGCAAACGUGACAAACAUGACAAGCAGUUGGACGAGCAAUCUUUACUGCAGCUUUUUAGGAAAUUGCUUCGUGUUAGUAUUGUGUAGUAUAUCACAAUUGUAUCAAGAGUUCUUAUGUUUUUUUGGUCAGCAAUUCAAUCAAGUAAUUAAAAUUGACCAGUUGACCAUCUAUCAUGUAUGUUUUAUAUAACUGGUAUAAAUUCAUGUAGACAAAAAUUAUGAGACAUAUUCCUCCAACAGCAGGCGUGUCCAAACUGAAGCCCACACCUUAAAAAAAAACAACAAAAAAACAAAAACAAAUUUAAAACAAAAAAAAACAAAAAAAAACUCAAGAAAAGCAAAAGCUGAAAAAAAACCCAAAAGGGCACAGUGUCACAAGAAAAAGUUGAAAUAUUAAUAGAAAAAUGCCGCGGAAGCUACCUGUGGCUAACCCCCUGCCCAGCAUCGGAGACAGACUUGGUGUCUUUUUGCCUUUUAAACCACCGGUAUGCUAACCUGGGCAGUAUGCCAACUAAUCCACAAUGAUAACAAUGCUAACAGCUAGCCUGCCAGAAGCCUGCGUGGAUACCUUAUGGUAACACGGGGACAACUCUUGCUUCAGUGGACAGUUGCUAAAGUGCUAAACACCAAAAUGAUGUGUAAAAUGUUACAGCGAGACUGUUUUCAUUUUGGGAGACGCUCAACAAAAUGGCAAUGCUGACAAUGCUAAGAGAUAGCAUGUGCCUAAAUGCCGACUCAACAUUUAGUGUGUAGCUAAUCUACGGACCUAAUUUUGACAUAAAUAAUACGAAGAUGGGCUGCAUUCGAGGCUGCUGUUGCUAUUGUGUUUUAUUUAAAUAUAUAGAAUUUAUUUACACAUUUUAAAUAAGGUGGCCCCCAAAUAUUUUGAUUUUCAGUAUCCGGUUCUCUGUGGAAAAACAUUUGGACAUCCCUGAUCUACAGUGACUGAGUUACUCAUUACAUUUGUCCACAUGGUGUACUUGACCCUGUUGACGGUUGCACAGGCCAAUGAUAUUAGUGUGUGUGUGUUUAACAGUCUCGGCCAUCCUCCUGCAUUGUGUAUGCACAUAUUGUGAGGUGUCCGAGUCAUCGAUGCAGUCCUCACAAGUAGCACAUCAUUAAUAACGAAGAGACCUUUGAAGAUCCUGCAUAAAUGUCUAAUUAGGUUUGGUAACCUUUAGGAAACUCCAGUGGCUGCAUACUAAACAGGCGACGGGAUGUGCUACUGCAUGGCAAACUAAGAAGUCAACAUGUGGGCGAGCGUGUUGACAUUGAGCAGCUUUGUUGCCGAAAGGCCACAACUGUUUAAAUCACGUUGCAGCCAUUCCGGGAGACAAUUUAAGGGCCGACGUGGUGGUGGCAAAAUAUGUCUUGUUUGUUAUUGUCGUGGCCUUGCAGGUGUGUGUUUUUACGUAACGAUGACAAGCCAGCGUGGCAUUUAACAUUUAUCCCGCAAGUCUUCUAGCCACCAACGCAUCUGACCUCUUGGUUUUGUUGUGGGUCAGUUUUGGACUUUUCAGAGUCAGUUAAAUGUCUUUUUUUGGCCUUUUUGCCUGGGAGGGGGCACGUUUUAAGAACACCAAGGACUGCAGGCCAAGACUAUAAUGUCAGAGCAAGGCAUUGACUUCAACGUAGUCUUGAAUAGAGCAUCUACAGUGGGGAGAAUAAGUAUUUGAUCCCCUAGAAACCGGCAAGCAUUCUCACCCCCCAACAAUUUGUCCUGUCCCCUUAGGAAAAAACUUCAAAGCUGAACUAAUUCUGUGGACAAAAGACACCUGCCACAGAAACAGUCGCUUUCAUUCUAACCGCUCCUCAACCUUGGGAAGACCAAAGAGCCGUCAAAGAAUCUCAGGGGCAAGAUUGGAAUGGGCUACAUGCUAGCAUACAUGGAACAGAUAUCUGCAAAGUUUUAUCAUAGGUCCAUCACAAGAAGCAUGGUGAGAAAGACACCGCUGUUGGCGCAAUAAUCCAUAAAUAUAAAAAACACACCAUAGGAAAGACCAAAGAUCUGUCAAAGGACAAAAUUGUAAACCCGCACAAGAUUGGAAUGGGCCACAUGCUAGCAUACUUGCAAUACAGAUAUCCUAUCAUAAGAUUUCAGCUAGUGCGCUAAUUCUGUGAAAGGAGAGGGACCAGCCCAGAAGUAGUUGGCUAAUGAUGUCAAGGGAGUUGGCAGCACAGUCACUCAGAAAAGCAUGAGGAAGACACUUCGCUGGAAUGGAUUGAGAUCCUGCAGUGCCCACAAGGCCCCCCUGCUUAAACAGACACAUGUACACACCCGUCUGAGUGACUCAGAAAAGACUUGGCAGAAUGUAAAUGUGGUCAGAUGAGACCAAAAUUCAGCUCUUUGGUUUCAACUCGACUGUGUUUGGAAGCAAGAAAGAAGCCGAAUAUGACCAAAGAACACCAUCUGUCUGUAAACACUGCAGGGUAUCGGGCCCAAUUCGGAUUUGUUGUUAAAAUCCGAUCUUUUGUGUGGUCGUUCACAUUACCCCCAAAAAUGUGACAUCACACGCUUUGCCAUGUGUUUACGCAAGUAAACAUUGCUUCAGUUAGUGGAAAUUUCCAGGAUUUUGUGCAACGGGAGUCAAUAUUUUCUUUACCAAAUGAUUUUGCGAAGGAGAUAAAGAAGAAAGAGGGGUGGAACCAUUCUGCCUUGGGGUUGUUUCCCUGCUAAGGGUACAGUAGGACGGUGUCAUGUACACCUUGAAACCGGUAACCGGCCCAUGCCUGGAUGAGAAUGUCCUGCCCUCAGCUGGACUGCAGAUGAAGUGGCGUGGAUGGGUAUUCCAGGAUGAAUGCUGCCAGGGGAACAAAUGCGUGGCUCAAACUCAUACUGGUGUCUCUGGACCUUAAACCCGGGAUUUGCCAACGACAACCUCAAAACCUUCGGGAUUUGGAGAGAUUCCAUCUGUCUUUCUGUUAGGGUUAGGGUUAACCUUAAUAAAUAUACCGGAAAAAUCUGGGUAUGACAGGAGAGCUCGGGUCUUUUAAGGACCGACAGCAAAAACGCCAGUCAAAGAUCAUCUAUAUGACAGCUGAUGAUGUUUGUGUUGUAAAAAUCCCAUGCAUGUCUCAGUAGAGUUGAUAUGAGAUGAGACUAUUGUCAUACAUGGUAAUAGAGCACUCACUGUGAUAUAAUCUGCGCUGCUGCAGGAAAGGAAAUUGCAUGAAAGGCAGCAUUGUUCAUAAAGAGCAUCAAUAACAUGGCGGAUGCUGACGACGAGGACGUUUCCUGCUCGCCGUGUGGUGACAAUAAUCCUUCUUGACAUCAACUCAGGGGUGAGCGGAAGGCGAGAACACAUUGAUCCAAAUCUGGAAAUGCAAAUUUUUUGUCUUAAAAAGAUCUAAAUAUGACCUUAGAGUUGUAAAAGAGAAGAAAAAAGAGGCGUCAGCGUAAAUGUAGUGUGGCAUCAAACACAGUUAGUGCGGCGAGGAAGGCUUCACCUGGCGCUGCUCGCCAAAGCAAUAUAAACACAGCGCAUCCCAAGACGAGCAUCGCAGGCAGAUGCACUCCAACAUAUUUAUUAGACACACACACACACUGAGGCUUGUCAGCGUGCCGCUAACAUCAGAGGGGUUGUUAAUGGAGGCGGACAGCUCGGCUGCUGCUGAGGAAAUGCACAGCCGUGUCCUGCAGCAGAGCUGGGAAUUGGACCUACGGAAUGUAAAGCACAUAACACUGCGCCACCGUGCUGACGUCCAAGAAGCUCAUUAAGCUCCUGCACCAAUUCCCUCUUAAGUUAAAUUCCAGGUGUCACCGCACGGCAUUACUGGGAAUAAACGUGGGAGUUGCAGCCAUUCCGUGUCCACAUCACAGUUAUCUGCCAGAUGUUUGCUCCUUACGACCGCGGAUGCUUGGACGUACGACAACAGAUAGCAUUCUUUCAUCAAGUGUUCCUCCAUCAGCGACUUUUGGAGAGCCACCUGAGAUCUUUCCUCCUGGCGUCUUAAAGACGCCAACGUGUCAACCAGCGUUGCUUUCCUGACAUCUGCGGGGGAGUCUUUGGAGACGUCCAAUUUUCCGAGUGAGGGAGCUAAUGAUGUGUUAAUGCUGAAUGGCAGACAUUGGGGAAACAAACUCUCUUCGGUCUUAUCACCUAAAAUAACACAAACAAACACGAACAACGUGACAACGCUGCACUUUGAGGACAAUCACGUUACGCUGCACAGCUUUUUGUACGUAGGUUUUUUUUUGGGGGGGCGGACGUAAGCGAUGGAACUACGUAACACCACGAGACAAAUAUAAAUAAAAUAAAAUAUGAGAACAACAACCUGGACACACUGUCAGAAAUACUAAUUUUCAGAGAGAAAAAAGUUGCAACAUUUGAAACAUAACGUCAUAAUAAUAUUAAGACAAAAAAAGACCACAUUUUUAAGUGAAUUAUCUGAGGAGAACAAUUUUAGAGAAUAAAGCUGGAAUUUUGCUGGAUUUUUUUUUAAAGGUGUAAUACAAUGAAAAUGUGCCACCUGGAGAAAAAGUCAAAAUAUGAGAAUUAAGGUGUACUGUUUUCUAAAAUGAACAAUUCUAGUCAUAAAUAAAUAAAUAUUCAGAUAAUGAAGUUGAUAUAUUUUGAGGAGUUACUACAAGAAUCAUGAAUACUUUUAUGGAAUUGAGGUGAAUGAAAUUGUAAUUUUACGACAAUAAAGUUGAGAUUUUUUUGUAAUUUUUUAAAAAUAAGGUCUAAUACUAUUUUUUUUUUAAAAGAUGGGAUACUGAAAAAGUCAAAAAUAUUAGCAGAUGUGCUAUUUUCAAAAAAGAAAUUCUCCAGAGAAAUAAAUUGAAACAAUGAUAGUCACAUGAAUCAUGAUCUACUACUGAGAAAAUACGUACGUGGAAUUUUUCCAUUUUUUGAGGAAAAGAGUUUAAAAUGUAGUAAUUUUAUGGAAACAUGAUUUACUAUAUACAGUGGUGUGAAAAAUUGUUUGCCCCCCCCCCUUUUUAUUUUUGCAUUUUUGUCACUUGCCUCAGUUAAGGUCAGAGUUCAUGACUCCACCAAAAGAAAGACACUGGGCAAAAACAGCCUGCAUGGCAGAGUUCCAAGACGAAAACUGCUGCUGAAGAAAAAGAACAUUAAGGCUCAUCUCAAUUUUGCCAGAAAACAUCUUGAUGAUCCCAAAGACCUUUGGGGAAAUACUCUGUGGUCCGACGAGGCAAAAGUUUAACUUUUUGAAAGGUGUGUGUCCCAAUACAUCUGCUGUAAAAGUAGCGCCUCAUUUCAGAAAAAGAACAUCAUACCAGCAGUGAAAUAUGGUGGUGGUAGUGUGAUGGUCUAAUGUCCGACCAUCUGUUGGUGACCUCAAGCUGAAACCAAUUUGGGUUCUGCAGCAGGACAAUGAUCCAAAACACACCAGCAAGUCCACCAAUGAAAAAAAGUUAACAUUUUAUGAAAACAUAAUACGAAAAUACAAAAAAGUCAUUUUACAAGAAUAAAGGUCUUAUGUUACGAGGAGAACGUUAUGAGAAUCAAAGAGGACAAUUAUGAGGAAAAAGUUGCGAUUUUAUGGGGAACAAGAAAAGUAACUUUUUGAGAAUAAAGCUGUAAAGUCGAGUAUUUCAAGAAGUUACGUCAAGAAAGUCGAAAUGUUAUGAAAUUUAAGAAGUAAUUAUUUUUUUUAAAUCUGUGAGAAUACAGUUCUAAUACUAUGAAAAUGAAAUAGUCGAGUAAAAAAAAAAAAAAAAGUACUUUUAUGACAACAAAGUCAUACUUUUGAGGAUAAAGUCGCGAUAUGGGAAUAAAGGGAAUAAAAUGAAAAAGAAAAUAUUAAAACGUACGAUGAGGACGAAGUUGUAGAAAACAGUUGUAAUUUCGUGACGAUAAAGUCUUAAUUUGACAAAUUUUUGGAGAAUAAACUAAAAAAAGUAUUAGUCGCAGUAUUAGAAGUUAUUUGGAGAAGCACGAUGUACUAUUAUGAGAACAAUGUCAGAAUUUUAUGAGGCUGAAGUCGUAAUUUUACGAAAAGUUGUUACGAAAAUCACGGGGCUUGACUAUGAAGAAAAGCAUUGGAAUUUUAUGAAAAUUAAUUUGUGAUACUAAGAUUACUAGUUGUCAUAUUUGUAAGUUUGAGGAUACAUUUGUUUUUUUUUUUUUUUUUUUAAAAUUCACAAUUUUGUUCGAAUAAAGUGAUUUCGGAUAUGAAAAAAGUACAAUAUUAACAUGCUGCUAACAAAACACAUUCUCAUCCUGCAUCUUUUGCAGAUAUCUCGCCAUUGCUUGGCUUUUAUGUCUGAAGGUAGCGCUCGCUUGCGUGGAUGCUAAUCUCCGGAUUGCUUCCAGAGCCUCCAUCAGACCCCCCCCCCCAUGCGGCACAGCAUAUGUGCAUUGUGAUGGAAGGUAAAAGGAAAUGACAGUCCAUUUGAAGAUGCUCAAGUGGCGGCGUCAUGAAUAAUGCAGAGGGAGCAGCGAGCGGCUUCAAAGUUUAUCGUUGCUUGGCUUGUCUCGCUGGCGGAGAGACAGCGGCGGCGGCGGCAGCGCUGCGGCGAGAUUACACCGACACCCGGCCGAGACCUGGUCAAACUCAAUUAAAUGAGACCGGGAUAAUUUGCUCUCCUCAUUGUACUUUUUUUUUUUUAUUGAAAGAAACAAAAGCCAGGGCGAGCCGGCAGUGGAAUGAUUAGGCGGCGUGCAUGUAAAAAUAUGCAAAUGGGGCCACGCCGAUGAGAGGAUGCGUGCAUAUUUUGGCUAAUAAGCUCAAAGGCGUUGGAUUGUGAUGUUGCAUCUAUCAGCUCUUGAUGGAUUUGCAUCUGCUGCUGAUAGAUUGAAAGAAGGUGCACGAGUGCCGUUAAAGCCCGCUGAUGGCUUUAAUCGUCCCAUUGAUAGAUGAUUUACUCGUCCUCCUCAUUUGCAUGGCAAGCCUCCAAACAAGCUAAAUCUCAGUCUUUGCCGCAUAUUUGAAGCCUUAGGAGAGUUCAUUAGCCCCGCAGCCUCCUCCCUCCCCGCCCAGCUUGUUGUAGCAUGUAACUAUUUUCCUUGUCGACAUGGUAAACAAACACUUACGCCACCCACGCGUUCAGCGCUCCAUCAAUCCGGGGGUCUCGGCUAAUGAUGAUGAAAGCGUGUUAAAGUACAAAGCGCCGCUAAUUAGGCCGCUGUCGAUUGCGCCUCAUUAGCGCUGACGCUGUCCAGACAGGUUCCGGGCCCUCAUCUAUAAAACUGUGCGUGGAAAUCUGACUAAAAGUCUGCGUGAAACCAAAAAUUUGCAUACGGACAAAACGAUUCUCAUGGCACAUGAAUGCGACGUCCAUAUUUAAUGACCCUUGAUUGCAUAUCACGUCAAGUUGUGUGUGUGUGUGUGUGUUUGUUUUUUUUUAAAAUAAGUACCAUACUUUGCGUGGAAAACGGCGUACACAACUUUUCGGCCCCAUUGUGUGCGUACGCAAGCUUUAUAGAUGAGGCCCCUGGCCCGUCCCCCAACACUGCCUCAGUUGAUCAUUAUUUGAAAGGCUGUACUGUACAGGUGAUGACCGUAAACGUAUGAAACGUCCUUUACGAACAUCCACAAGCCCACUACUAACACAAUCAGACAAUAUUUUUUACAAAAAAUUAUGAGAAUGGGUCAUUACAUGAGAACAAAGGUCGCCUGUGAAAUUGGCGUUCGUCGUGUUAGGAGAAUAAAGAACGGCGCAUUAUGAGAAAACGCUGCAGUUUAGGAGAACUCAUUUUAAGGAGGAUAAACUUGGACAUUUAUGAAAAGGAUAUUUGCCGUAAUUAUGAGAAUAAAGUUCGAGUCAUGAGAAGAUGUUACAAUUUAUGAGAAGUUGCAAUUUUAUGAGAAAAAGUAAGUAACACUUUCAUAUUUAACUUGCUCUGGUGUCCCAACAUACAUCAGUCAUGACUCUCCAGCAUUUCCUAUGAAAUCUUACGAAAUGAGGCAUACUGGAGAAACGUGGAAGAAUCCUUUUUUUUCUUCACUUUUCAUUUAUGAAACACACUAAAAUACUACAAAGUAACAUUUUUAAAAAUGGUAAGGUUAUCAGAGAAAGACUAUUACUUACGAUAAUGCUAAAAAAAAAACAAAACACACCCUAACUAGUAACUAUUAGCUUUGUCACCUGUGUAGCACUUAAAGGUAUUGAAAUAGCUGAGAAAGCAGGUGGCUAUGAAGUCCUGUACAAACGGAAUGAGUUCAAUGUGGCGAUAUGUUGAUUCCAGUCAUGACUUGUCUUCAAAGCCAGGCCAGGCCUCAGGCAUGUUAUCAACUACUCUACGCACACAAUCAACAAAUGUGUCCACGUGACGCCAGUGUUGGCUUACCCUAUCAUGAACACUCAAAAAUGCGUCCUUUCCAGGGAUAAUAACGCUACUAGAGGAAGUGAACGUUGUUUUUCAUGGCCUCACUGUGCUCAAGCACACGGUGUAAAGCUCAGGGCAGCACAGCAGCCACUACGCUUCUUCAUCUUGCCUUUUUUUUUUCCUCCCAUUCUCUCUGUGGCCGAAGAAAGAAAAGAAUUUCUCUUUGGAGUUUUGUUGGCUGCGGGCUAAUCACCGACAUAAAUAUUCAAGUAUGCAUGGACUUAUAUUUCAUCUGGUGGGAAAAAUAAUGCCAUAAUACGCUAGAAGGACUCAAAUUGGGACACCUGGCCUCCACAGUGACUGUUAGCAUCUUUUCCACACCACAUAUUGUCUGAACUAAAGUAUACAGUGUUUGCCCCCUUGCUGAUUUUUUGCAUGUUUGUCACACUUACAGUAAAUGUUUCAGAUCAUCAAACACAUUUAAAUAUGAGUUAAUGACAACACAACUGAACACAAAAUGCAGUUUUUAAAUGAAACUUUUUAUUAUUAAGAGAGAAAAAAAAUCCAAACCUACAUGACCCUGUGUGAAAAAGUGAUUGCCCCCUAAACCUAAUAAGUGGUUGGGCCACCCUUAGCAGCAACAACUGCAAUCAAGCGUUUGUGAUAACUUGCAAUGAGUCUCUUACAGCGCUGUGGAGGAAUUUUGGCCCACUCAUCUUUGCAGAAUUGUUGUAAUUCAGCCACAUUGGAGGGUUUCAUCUCAAUAGGAUUCAGGUCAGGACUUUGACUAGGCCACUCCAAAGUCUUCAUUUUGUUUUUCU